This is a messenger RNA of Cajanus cajan (pigeon pea), 1026 nucleotides long. RefSeq lists its product as uncharacterized. NCBI's taxonomy places the organism in Eukaryota, Viridiplantae, Streptophyta, Magnoliopsida, Fabales, Fabaceae. Gene Ontology annotation, molecular function: zinc ion binding; nucleic acid binding. The record is from RefSeq and is a predicted model, not a curated record.
AUGGCUGGUAGGAAUGAUCGUGCAAUUGCUGAUGCUCUUCAAGCAUUAGCACAAGCUGUAAGUAACAACUAUAGGACUGAAAUCGCUCCUAAUUGGUUAGAGCGAUUUCAACGAAAUAAUCCACCUACUUUCCAAGGAGGAUAUGACCCAGAUGUUGCGAUGAAUUGGCUAAUGGAAAUCGAAAAGAUUUUCAAUGCCAUGGAGUGUCCUUUCACUCAGAAAGUGAGGUUGGCUACCUUCAUGUUGACUGCUGAUGCCCAUUUUUGGUGGGAAGGAGCACUUCAAAGGAUGAUUGAUGGAGAAAUGCAAUUGAAUUGGGACAACUUCAAGAGGGUUUUUCUUGAGAAGUAUUUCCCGGAUGAUGUAAGAAGCCAGAAGGAAGUUGAAUUUCUUGAACUAAAGCAAGGGAAUGACACAGUGGCAGAGUAUGCUGCAAAAUUUGAUGCCUUGGUUCGCUACUGUACUCAUUACCAUGGUGAGGAUGGCGAAAGGGCUAAGUGUAUUAAGUUCGUGAAUGGCCUUCGCCCUGAGAUAAAAACAGCAAUCAAUUAUCAAGAAAUUUAUCACUACCCGACUCUUGUCAACAAGAGUAGAAUUUACGACCGUGACAAUCGUGCACGUGCUGACUAUUACAAGGGAGCUGGAGGUCCUAUGCGUACCACAAAUUCUAGUGCUUUAGGUAAAAGUAAACCUUACACCAAGUCUACUGGGAAUUCAAGUUCUAAGGUGAAUAAUCAAGAUUCGAUGCAACGAAAGAGUCAAUCUCCAAUGGUUGGACAAACAUCAAAAGGGGGGAGUGAGGGUUCUGUUCCACGCGAUAAUUGCUUCAACUGUGGGAAGACAGGUCAUAAGGCAUAUGAGUGUUGGGUACCAAGAGUGAUAACAUGUUACAACUGUUACGAGAAGGGACACAAAGCUCGGGAGUGCCCCAAGAAUAAGAAAGAAACAACAGAGGUUGAAGGGAGCGCUAGCAAGCCUAGAGCCACAGGAAGAGUAUUUGCCUUGAGUGGUGUUGAAGCUACUUAA